Molecule: messenger RNA, 981 nt
Organism: Alternaria novae-zelandiae
Lineage: Eukaryota; Fungi; Ascomycota; Dothideomycetes; Pleosporales; Pleosporaceae
Exons: 2
Coding region: 1-981 (326 amino acids)
Source: RefSeq, a predicted model, not a curated record
AUGGCGUCUGAUCCUAUUCCUCCACUCUCCAGCUUUCAGCCACAAAGCCCGCUGUUCUAUGUCAUACCGGGCGAGAUCCGUAACGAGAUCUUCCAAUUGGCGCUCAUGCAGAAUGAAGACAGCGCAGCAGCAUAUCCGGAAGACUCGUACUGGUACCGACCAGGUUUCUCAGGUCCGCUCAAGGGCAGCAGUGCACUUUUGCGCACGUGCAAGCUCGCGUACGCGGAGGGUCAGAAAGUGUUCCUCAGAGAGCUGGAAUGGGCUUUUUGGUUUAAUCGUGGACCUGAUGGCCGUACAUGCACUCCAGCGUGCGAAAGAUUCUUCAGCGACCUAACUCCACAAGCCGUGCAGUCACUCCAGAAAGUUCGUCUUUUCACGCAGAUGUUCUGGCUCGAAGAAGGAAAUCAACUAUUCUACAUCCUAAGCAUACCUCAAUUCCGACCAACCCAGCUUACUAUUACCAUACGAUACUCCGAUUGGUGGUUCUGGGAAAGCAAUGCGCCACUGAGUAUGGAAGAAAAGUGGCUACGCUACUUCGAAGGAAACCCCGGCUUGCGCGUACUGAGGGUUGAGUACGAGACGCUCAGUUGGAAGAAAGCGGAGAUGAUGCGCAUCAUCGAGCGAAACAAGAAAUGGAAACUACCUGUACGAAGAGAAGGCGGCAACUUCCAGAAGAAUGAGCUCGAGGGAUAUCUGAGCGCUGAGAACACUGGACUGGAGGAAUGGACUUGGAAGGGCCCAAGCAAGCUGGGUGGACGAAAUUGGAUUCACCAUGGCACCGAAGAUAAGGUCGAAUACGUCGUCGUCACAGAUACCUGGAAGUUUGUGGAAGGCGAACUCACCGAGAAAGAGAUGGAGGGCCGAUUGACCACUAUGGUGAGAGCACCUGAGAUGACGCGGGCCGAGGUGGAAAGACGCCGCAAUAUAGGCGCAUGGCGUGGGAGACUUCGGGAAAGGAAGAUCACACAGUAUGCAGCUUAG